AUGACAAUUGCUCGUGGUAGGAAGUGCGGUACUCUCUACAAGACAGAAGGAGCUUGUCAUUUGAUUGCAGUUGCAAUGAAUGAAAGUCCUAACCUAUGGCACCAAAGGUUAGGUCAUAUGAUUGAGAAAGGGAUGAGGAUCAUGCACUCAAAGGAGAAACUAUCAAGUCUUCGGUCAACAGAAAUUGACAUCUGUGAAAAUUGUAUACUUGGAAAGCAGAAACGAGUAAGCUUUCAGACAUGUGGAAAAAUCUUGAAGAAAGAGAGACUUGAGCUUGUUCACUCUAAUGUUUGGGGUCCAAAAACUGUCUCAUCCAUUAGUGGUAAAGGGAUGUUUUAUGACCUUUAUGGACGACCACUUUAG
Vigna radiata var. radiata (mung bean) is the source of this 363-nucleotide messenger RNA. RefSeq lists its product as uncharacterized. NCBI's taxonomy places the organism in Eukaryota, Viridiplantae, Streptophyta, Magnoliopsida, Fabales, Fabaceae. The transcript has a single exon. The coding region runs from base 1 to 363 and encodes 120 amino acids. The record is from RefSeq and is a predicted model, not a curated record.